AUGAGUCGCGAGGUGCAGAAGGAAAAUGCCACCCCCAGCACGGGCACAACCGAGGGACACCAGUACGUAGGCCCGUACAGGCUUGAGCGGACACUCGGCAAGGGCCAGACGGGUCUGGUGAAGCUCGGGGUGCACUGCGUCCUCGGCAAGAAGGUGGCGAUCAAGAUUAUCAACCGGGAGAAGCUGAGCGAGUCGGUGCUAAUGAAAGUUGAGAGGGAAAUUGCCAUCAUGAAGCUAAUCGACCAUCCGCACGUCCUGGGGCUCACGGAUGUGUACGAAAACAGAAAAUACCUGUACCUCGUACUGGAGCAUGUCUCCGGUGGUGAACUGUUCGACUAUCUGGUGAAGAAGGGUCGCCUCACGCCGAAGGAAGCGAGAAAGUUCUUCCGCCAGAUCAUAUCCGCGCUGGACUUUUGUCAUUCGCACUCGAUAUGCCAUCGUGAUCUGAAACCGGAAAAUCUGUUGCUGGACGACAAGAACAACAUCAAGAUUGCUGAUUUCGGAAUGGCAUCCCUUCAGCCGGCGGGUUCGAUGCUGGAAACGUCCUGUGGCUCACCACACUACGCCUGCCCGGAAGUCAUUCGAGGUGAGAAGUAUGAUGGACGCAGAGCAGAUGUAUGGUCCUGCGGAGUCAUUCUGUACGCACUUCUGGUCGGUGCCCUCCCAUUCGACGACGACAAUCUGCGGCAGCUGCUGGAAAAGGUUAAGAGGGGUGUGUUUCACAUCCCACACUUUGUGCCACCAGAUUGUCAAAGCCUUCUAAAGGGUAUGAUCGAGGUGAACCCAGAGAAGCGUCUAACGUUGGCAGAAAUCAACAAACAUCCUUGGGUAACUGCGGGCGGAAAAGGAGAACUUGAACUAGAGCUACCGAUGAUGGAGGUGGUCCAAACGCAUGUUAUCCCAAACGCGUCCGCGGUCGAUACGGACGUGCUCAAUGCAAUAUGUUCGCUUGGUUGUUUCAAGGAGAAGGAUAAACUGAUACAGGAACUGCUGAGUCCACACCACAACACGGAGAAGGUAAUAUACUUCCUGCUGUUGGAUCGAAAACGAAGACGGCCGGCGAUUGAGGACGAAGAGGACGUAUUGAGACCCCGCAACGACAUCAUUGAGAUCGCAGAUCCUCCCCGAAAGCGGCUUGACACGUGUCGGAUCAAUGGCAGUAGCAGCCUUUCGUAUGGGCAGAUCAGCGAGGGUUCACCAUUGACUUCACGGCGGCAAACGUUCAACAACGGGCACCGGAGCCACAGCGGUAGCACGAGCAGCAGCAGUCGCCGUUCACCGUCCUCGGUGCCUCUGUCACGUAGCUCAUAUCAAAGCCCAACACGAGGUGUCGUGGUCAACUCCUCGCAGCCACUAAAUCAACUCCAUCCACCAUCGUCUCCGAAUGCGGCCUCAAAUCGACACUCGAACUACUCGCCGAGAAGCAGCACCAAGUCGCAGGUCAUCGAUUCUUCCUCGCCAGUACACCAUCGAGCCAACUCGGGGCCAGCUGUGACGGUGGGAUUGUUUUCGGAAACUGAUUCAAACAACAUGACAUCUUCAAUCAACGCCAUCCCGGGUUCUCCAAUUUUGGGCAGUCCACAACAGCUGCAAGCCGUUACAACUGGCAGCCAGCUGUGGAAGACUCGACUGACGAACAUUAAGAAUAGUUUCUUAGGAAGUCCAAAGUUUCACCGUAGAAAAAUGCAAAUAUCAACCGAAGAAGUGCAUCUUACUCCGGAGUCGUCACCGGAGCUGACGAAAAAGUCUUGGUUCGGAAACCUAAUGACGACUGAAAAAGACGAAACAUUUACAGUAUUAGUCAAGGGUAAGCCGCUAGCAACAGUCAAAGCUCACCUGAUCCAUGCCUUUCUGUCGAUGACUGAGCUAUCGCAUAGCGUCCUCUCGCCAAUGUCUUUCCGGGUUGAGUACAAACGGGGCGGUACUGGGCCUACGAUGUUCCAGCGGCAUGUUCGAAUACAGGUCGACAUUAACACGAUCUGCAAGCAGGGUGAUGUAGGCGACAUGCUAUUCGCAAUCACGUUCACAUUGAUCUCUGGUAACAUUCGGCGGUUCCGGCGCAUCUGCGAGCACAUCCAGGCGCAGGUUUGCUCCAAACGCUACCCCGCACUCAGCAGCCCAACGAACCAGCACAACAACAAAGUGGCGAACAGUGUAGCCGAGAGCAUAUCCUGUGGCUCGGAUUCCAGCGAUCGCAUUAACUACAAUAAGCACAAGGAGUCCGAUAUCGAGCAGGAAACGUUUUAUGAUACGACCAGCAUCGGCAAGACCCGCCGGUCCUCGGCCACCUCGUCCAACAAGAACUCGGUGUCGUCGGAUGAGAUCGAAAUCAAAACCGUACGCUCCAGCUCGGAAUCCACGGAACGUGAACGCGACCGCAGCACGGAACGGCCGGCGGCCAUGUCCGGUAGUGCGCUAGUAUGA
Anopheles nili is the source of this 2424-nucleotide messenger RNA. It is a transcript of the gene sff, whose product is annotated as serine/threonine-protein kinase BRSK2. Bases 1 to 2424 code for a protein of 807 amino acids. The record is from RefSeq and is a predicted model, not a curated record. Gene Ontology annotation, biological process: protein phosphorylation; intracellular signal transduction; microtubule cytoskeleton organization. The transcript is spliced from 13 exons. Gene Ontology annotation, molecular function: tau-protein kinase activity; protein serine/threonine kinase activity; ATP binding. Lineage: Eukaryota; Metazoa; Arthropoda; Insecta; Diptera; Culicidae. Gene Ontology annotation, cellular component: cytoplasm.